Messenger RNA from Hippocampus zosterae (dwarf seahorse), 886 nucleotides. Its product is annotated as myelin basic protein-like. The record is from RefSeq and is a predicted model, not a curated record. Gene Ontology annotation, molecular function: structural constituent of myelin sheath. Bases 241 to 672 code for a protein of 143 amino acids. The transcript has 4 exons. NCBI's taxonomy places the organism in Eukaryota, Metazoa, Chordata, Actinopteri, Syngnathiformes, Syngnathidae.
CAUUCCGCCCCACCCCUCGCAAACCAUCAUCACUGUCAGCUACCUAAAACAGGAAACGCCGACACGCGGCGUUGUUUUAUUUUCCUCCUUGUAUUUUACUUCACAUCUUGACCAGAGUCACGCCGAGGGGAAAAAAAGGUGUAGAGUUCAAUGUUGACGACCACUGACAGGACUGACGGCGAGGUUCAGCUGUGGAUGCUGUUGACGGUGUAACCGGAGAGAAGGCCUUCUGUCAGCAGCAUGGGGCAGCGCCUUGGAAAGAGAGAAUCACCAACAGAGAACAAGGCCUCUUCACCUGAGACCAAAGAUGAGGAAGAACCAUCAGCACCAACCACAUCAGCAGAAGAGCCUGAAACACAAGAUGAAGUCUUCGGAACGGGUGAGAGAGAUGCAAACAAGAACAAUGGAUGCAUCUCGGAGAAGCCGGCGGUGACUGACUCCACAGGCGCUGAGGGCCCCCGCUCGGCCUGGACCUCGGCCAGCACAGCUGACCCUGAUGUUGCCAUACCGCGCCCCCACCUAGCCCGCCUCUUCUCCCGAGAUGCCCCGGGCCGAGAGGACAACACCUUCAAAGAGCGACCCUCUGAAUCGGACGAGCUGCAGACUAUCCAGGAGCACAGCGGAGCGGCUUCAGAGUGCGGGUCGGAGAGCCCCGAACAGGACCUAGAUUAGCCUAGCCUUUCUUCCCUGCCGCUUCCAUCUCAUCCUCUGCCGUAAGAGAGACGUAUCCCUCAGUUUUGACAACUUCACCACUAAUUACGACUCUCACAAGCAUGGCAUCAGCGAGCAGCUCCGCACAGGCCGCCUUCGGGUUGGGCCGCAGGAAGAAGAACCCCGGUGUUCUGGAUCAGAUUGGAAAAUUCUUUGGAGUGGACAAAAAGAAGAA